AUGUCUCAGCUUCUCAAGAAGGCCGUUAGGCUGGCAUUGGUCCAGCUUGCCAGUGGGAUGGACAAGGCUCAGAACCUCUCGAACGCUCGGGCAAGGGUUCUGGAGGCUGCUUCCGCAGGAGCAAACAUCAUUGUCCUCCCGGAAUGUUUCAAUAGCCCUUAUGGGUGCCAAUAUUUUGCGUCUUAUGCAGAGACGCUCUUGCCGUCUCCUCCGACGGUAGACCAGUCAUCGUCCUUCCACGCGCUUUCGACCAUGGCCAGAGAAGCGAAUGUCUAUCUCGUAGGAGGUUCGAUCCCCGAACUCGAUCCUGUCUCCGGAAAGUACUACAACACGUCGUUGACGUUCGGGCCCGACGGGACUUUGCUCGCCACGCAUCGCAAAAUCCAUCUUUUUGACAUCGACAUUCCAGGCAAGAUUCUUUUCAGGGAGUCGGAGGUUCUUUCACCGGGUGACCAGAUUACGAUUGCUGAUUUCAAAGGGUAUGGAAAAGUCGGGAUCGCAAUAUGCUACGAUGUGCGGUUCCCCGAGCUGUCGAUGAUAGCGGCACGGAAGGGGUGCUUCUUGCUGGUUUACCCCGGAGCGUUCGGUCUAACAACUGGAGCAAUGCACUGGAAGUUGCAGGGCCAGGUGCGCGCGAUGGACAAUCAGCUGUAUGUGGGCAUGUGCAGCCCGGCCAGAGAUGUGAAUGCGGGUUACGUAGCUUGGGGCCACAGUUUCGUGGCGGAUGCUAUGGGACGCGUGGUGACCGAAGCGGGAGAGAAAGAAGAGAUCACAUAUGCGGAUCUAGUGGGUGAAGAGAUUGAGGAGGCUAGGAAGGGCAUUCCUUUGUACCAGCAGAGGAGAUUCGAUGUAUACAUGGACGUUAGUACUAGUAGUGUGAGAAAACAAGACCUACUGUUAUAG
This is a messenger RNA of Exophiala xenobiotica, 903 nucleotides long. RefSeq lists its product as uncharacterized. Gene Ontology annotation, cellular component: mitochondrion. NCBI's taxonomy places the organism in Eukaryota, Fungi, Ascomycota, Eurotiomycetes, Chaetothyriales, Herpotrichiellaceae. Gene Ontology annotation, molecular function: omega-amidase activity. The record is from RefSeq and is a predicted model, not a curated record. Gene Ontology annotation, biological process: L-glutamine metabolic process; oxaloacetate metabolic process. The transcript has 2 exons. The coding region runs from base 1 to 903 and encodes 300 amino acids.